Messenger RNA from Setaria italica (foxtail millet), 1017 nucleotides. RefSeq names its product BTB/POZ and MATH domain-containing protein 1. Bases 1 to 1017 code for a protein of 338 amino acids. Lineage: Eukaryota; Viridiplantae; Streptophyta; Magnoliopsida; Poales; Poaceae. Gene Ontology annotation, molecular function: protein binding. The transcript has a single exon. Gene Ontology annotation, biological process: protein ubiquitination. The record is from RefSeq and is a predicted model, not a curated record.
AUGGGUUGCUGCCUCUCGGCGCCCGACGACGACGACGCCGGCGGUGGGCUGGACCCCGUGUCCGGCACCCACCAGUUCACGAUCCGGCAGUACAGCCAGACCAAAGGCAUCGGCUCCGGCAAGUCCAUCCUCUCCCGCUACUUCACCGUCGACGGCCGCACGUGGUACGUGCGAUUCUACCCCGACGGCUACACCCCCAACUCGCAGUUCGUCGCCUUAUACGUGCAGACGCUCUACAAGCCGCAUUGCCGCGCCGUCCGCGCCCGGUUCACCUUCGAGCUCCUCAAGCCCGAUGGCACGGUCGGCUACGCGCGGCGCUCCGACCGGCCCUGCAGCUUCGACCGGUACUGCAACUGCUGGGGCUUCCGCGUCUUCGUCACCCGCGAGGCCCUCGAGGGCGCAGACCUGGGCGUCCUCCACGGCGACUCCAUCAAGGUGCGCUGCACCGUGGAGGUCGUGAACAGCCGCCGGAAGAACCGCGGCGGCAACCAGGCCCGAGCCGCCGCCGCCGCCGCCGCGAUGGCGCCCCAGUCGGACUUCGCGGCGAACGCCAUGCGGUUCUUGAAGAGCGGCAGGGCGCCGUUCGACGUCAAGUUCUCCGUGGGCGGCACGGUCUUCGAGGCGCACGGGCUGGUGGUCGCGGCGCAGUCCGAGUGGUUCGCGACGGCGCUCUACGGCCACGGGGACGAGGGGAGGUGGGCGGAGGCGGGGAUGCAGUGCAUUACCAUCUCGGACACGACCCCGGAGGCGUUCGAGGGCGUGCUCUACUACAUCUACCACGACGAGCUGCCGGAGGAGCUGAUCAAGGCCAGUGGCGACGAGGCCGCGAUGACGCGGGAGCUGUUCGAUGCCGCGGACAUGUUCCUCAUCGAGAGGAUGAAGAGGAUGUGCGCCAGCCGAUUGCGCCGCUUCAUCAAGGAGGACACGGUGCGGAGCAUCAUGGAGCUGGCCCAGGCGCACUCCUGCAAGGAGCUCGAGCAGGCCUGCCAGACUUACUUGGGCCGCCGUAGGCCUUAG